Messenger RNA from Porites evermanni, 906 nucleotides. The record is from the annotation of a GenBank genome assembly. Lineage: Eukaryota; Metazoa; Cnidaria; Anthozoa; Scleractinia; Poritidae.
AUGGUUCAAGUGAGAGCACCCUUGCUUUAUAAAUUUUUAACCUUGAUUGUAGUAUGGCUUGUCUUGUAUUUGCUCAUGUUUUGGUCAAAUACACGGAGACAUGAUCCAAUAAACAGAUACUUAGUGAGACAGAACUGUGAUACCAAACUGAAAUUCGGUGAGAUGUGCCCGACUCUUUACACUGACUUGGGAGGGAAGUGUGUCCUCAGUGGCACUGUCCUCGAUUGUCCGGACAUUCGACACAAGGCGAAAGCAAGAAUGAGGCAAGCCCAGCUUGUGAUGGUUAGAAUGUUACGGAUAUUCCAUCUGAUUGCCACGAAACACAAUAUACGUUAUUGGAUAAGCGCGGGUACAUUAAUAGGCGCAGCAAGACACAAAGGAUUUAUCCCCUGGGAUCACGACGUGGAUGUAGAAUUGACACUGACAGAUUACAUAAAGUUUGUUACGGUAGGAAGUAAAGAUCUUCCCGAAGAUAUUUUCUUUCAGAAUUCACAAACAGACAGUCACAUCCGGGAGGCAGCUAUCGCGGACGCCCAACUGACACCCAAAAGGCAUCCGAGUCAUCCCAAAAUAGGGUAUUACAAAUCCCCUUUCAAUGGUCGUCUAAGAGACAAAGCUAGUUGCUAUGGGUACUGCUUGCUGUACGGCUGCGAUUGGCAUGAUGGGCUUCAAGUGGAUAUAUUCGUUACUGAAAGGAAGGUCAAAGACGUAUUUCCAUUAAAGGAGAUGGAAUUUGAGGGGUUUGUAUUUCCUGUUCCUAAAAACUGGUCCGAGGAUCUACAGGGAUCCUACGGUGAAGAUGUACUCAAAAUACCUCGCCAAAGUUCGGAUCAACAACCACAAAUUCUGCCUCACCCGACGACCAACUGCCAGAGGCUCGCCGAAGAAAAAGUAGAAUUCGAUUAA